Molecule: messenger RNA, 1609 nt
Organism: Mobula hypostoma (lesser devil ray)
Lineage: Eukaryota; Metazoa; Chordata; Chondrichthyes; Myliobatiformes; Myliobatidae
Product: centrosomal protein of 57 kDa-like
Exons: 12
Coding region: 164-1606 (480 amino acids)
Cellular component (GO): centrosome
Molecular function (GO): identical protein binding; gamma-tubulin binding; microtubule binding
Source: RefSeq, a predicted model, not a curated record
UGGGUGGGCGACCUGCGGGGUGAAGUUGCCCGUUGAAGCACCCAGACAUGGCAGCUGUUGACAGGAACCGGCAGUUGGGUUCUUUUGGGUUUCAUGCUUUGCGGCUACCUGUGAGGAAGCAAAUUUCAAGCACUCUUUGGAUGGAAGUUUUCAAGUGUUACCAAUGUCUGACACUUUGUCCAUGCCGUCAUUUGCUGCAUAUCCAAUGGAUAAGCCCUUCCUCAAUGUUGACUUCAGUCGAUCCCCAGAGAAGCCUGUUAUUGCAUAUCCAGAGAGUAAUAGUAGAGCGGUACUUUCAGCAUUAAGAAAUCUUCAAGAAAAGAUUCGCAAAUUGGAGCUUGAACGAACACAGGCAGAGGAAAACUUGAAACGAAUCUCUAAGGAGACAGCAGAGUAUAAAAAAAUGUUAGAUAAGAGCCAACAAAGAGCUGGUGACACACCAACAGAAGUAGCACAGCAUAAUAGAGCAUUGACGAUUCAAUUGUCAGCAGCUGAGUCUCGUUGUAACGUUCUGGAAAAACAGCUAGAGUACAUGAGAAAAAUGGUUCAUAAUGCUGAAAUGGAACGAGGAGUAAUGUUACAGAAACAGGCAUCCUUAGAAAAGAAGGGCUCUAUGGACCAAACAGAUCUACAAUCAAAGCUUGAAAAACUUGACUUAAUUGAACGAGAGUAUCUCAAACUUACAGCAACACAGACUGCAGCAGAGAAAAAAAUCUGUGAAUUGGAACAAAAGUUACAAGAGGAAGAACAUCAACGAAAACUAAUACAGGAUAAAGCUGCACAGUUGCAGACUGGCCUGGAAAGAAACAGAAUUUUGUUACAAGCAGUAUCACCAGUAGAACCAUCAACACAACCAAGAGCAAAGAAAGUAAAGAACAAGAAACAGCAUCUAGUGAAGAAGCCUUGUACAAUCCAUUCUCAUGCACAACCCCAUUACCGCUUCAAUCUGGGUGAUAUUCCAUUUGUUGCAGGAAAAUCAACUAGUCCAAGUCAUUCAGUCAGUGCUAAUGUUCAGCAUGUGUUGCAUCUGUUGAAGCAACAUAACAAAAUCUUGUGCAAUGACCGAGUGGUCAGUGAGCAGCCAAUGGUCAAAAAAAAAGUCUGUAGAACGGCUAUUUCAAUGACUGAAAGUUCCUCUGGAUCUACUGUAUCUUCCAAUUCCCAUGAGGUACUAUCUGAACUAUUGUUGACAUUACAAGAUGAAUUUGGACAAAUGAGUUUUGAACAUCAGGAAUUAGUUAAACAGAUACAUGAAGCAAAAACAAAUGCAAUGAGAGAUGACUUGGAGCGAGAGUUAGAAACAUUGGUGAAAAGAAUGGAAGCAAAAGGAGAUCAGAUUGCUAAAGUCCGCAAGCAUCAAGCAUCGCUCAAAAAAUUCCAGGACACAAUGAGGAAAAAGCAUUCUGCUAGAGGAAUGACAAGUCAGAGAAAAACACGUGGUGUAAAUGAAGUGCAAGUUACAACAACUGUAACAACUAAAGGAAAAGAUGCUUCCACUAUUAAAGUACGACCAGGGAAUAAAACAAAGGGCAACCUUUGCUUGUUAAGGGAUAUGCAGACUUUACAAACUACCCUCCGAAAAGAUGAUGUAAAUUGGGGUUACUGAAGU